UCAAUGUAUGUUUUCGUAAACUUCUAAUAGACCACAAAAAUUCACCAUGAUUUCCCCCCCCUGCAUCUCUGGCAUCCAAUAGGACGAAUCUGUAAGAUCGCGGUUGUGGGGGAGGAUAGCUGUGUUUAUUUUCUUUCAGCCACAGAUGGUUUUAGAGGCUGUGAGACAGAGGUAGAGAACGACAGUCGGGGAUGAAGCCGCAGCUUUGGGGGAAAAGUUGCAUUUAUUGCAUGCAUAGCUGGGGCACGAGACAUAAACUCUCACGAUGUACAUGCACAUAGUUAUGUUUGCUGUUUUGGUUCUGAGCGUCAGACCUGGAGAAGGUUUCCCCAAUUACAAAGAUGACUACAUGGACGAGGACUUGGCCACUUUCGACUAUUACAAAGGGACGGAUGAGUUUGAUGAGGGGAACAGGACGCAGGAGUGUGAGGAGUGUGUGCCGGAGCUGUGCCCGCUCGCGCAAGGCUGUAGAGCAGGGCUGGUGCCGGACAGCUGCGGCUGCUGCUUUCAAUGCGCCAACCUGGAGGGACAGACCUGUGAUCUCGGCCAGAGAAAUGUCUAUUAUGGAUUGUGUGGAGAGGACAUGGAGUGCAAACUGGACAGCUCCGAUGGAGUAGACGGAGAGGAGCCAGAAGCUCAGUGUGUGUGUUUGUCUCAGAAACCUCUGUGUGGCUCAGACGGACAGACCUACAUGAAUCUCUGCAAAUACAAAGAUGCGGCUUAUUCAAAGCCUGGACUCAAUGUGAGCGACGGGCCGUGCAGGACAGUCCCCGCCAUCAAAGUGCCGCCACAUAAUCUGGUAAAUGUAACGGGCAGCAGUAUAGCAUUUCUCUGCGAGGUGUAUGCAUUUCCCAUGGCACUAGUGGAAUGGAGGAAAGAUGGAAAAGAGGUCAUUUUACCGGGCGAUGAUCCCCACAUAUCUGUUCAGUCACGAGGUGGCCCUCAAAAGUAUGAACUUUCCAGUUGGCUGCAGAUCGAAGAGGCCAGUCAGACGGAUUCUGGAACAUACAGGUGUAUCGCUCGAAAUGAGCUUGGGCAAGUCUCAGCCACAGCAAUGUUAGGAGUCCUGCCACCAGAUGAGAUGUCUGUCUAUUUGGAACAAAACAUGAAUGAAAUGACGGGCUAUGACCAAUUACAGGACUAUGACAGGGAUUAUUACUAAACUUCCGAUUCCAAGACCCUCAAGAAAAACAAUGUUUUUUUUACUUAUAGACAUUAAAUUUGAGACAUGGCAAGAAGACACUCAGGCAAUGACUGUAAAAAAGUAAAAACAUCCCCCCCCCAGAGCUUUUUCUACAUCUGGAUAAUCAUAACAUAACAUGGAAGCGGCGGGGAAGAAGCUUCAAUAAAUUCCCAAUGGCACAGGCCUCUAAAUUUAAUGAAAAACACACAAUGAAAUGAGUGGAGGAGUGAUUGGAGCAGUUUGGGAGCUGCUAGAAGCUCUAAAAUGAAGUACAGAGAGUCAGAGAGUAGCUGGAGCUGAAUGUCUCUUUUGUUUCUCCAACAACCUACUUCAGAGUGACAAGCUGAAUAACAAAACAUGAAGAACUGUGAAAUCUGAAUGAGAACUGAACAAUUAUAUGACAAAUAUAUAUAUUUUAUGAUCAUUUCUUUUUAUAUUAUAAGUACAGUUAUGCAUUUUGACCAAUAGAUUUCUAUGGGCCAGAUUUACUAAACGGGGCAAAUUAGCGUGAGAGCACAAUUCCACAAAUGCGCCAAUAGUGGCAAGUUCUGCGCGUGAUCUACUGCUGACGCGCAAAAUAAAGAACACAGAUGCAGUCAAAUCAUUUACAUAAUGCCAACGCAAUCUAACAAGAGCAGCGCAAAUUAGAGUUGGGUCACAAAUAAGCUUAUCAGGUGCAGGUUGACACAGGCGCAACUUAUUACACAUAUAACGUCUUCCUCUGGCGUUCCAGAGAAAUUAAUACGAGUGGAAAAUAUUUUCUCUCUUCUACCAUGCGCUCUCUGUUCGCUGCGGUGUCUCCUCCUAGCAGCAACAAUUGCAGCCAUGUCGCAAAAUGGGUCAAGACAUGGUUUUUUUUGGACGUUAAAUAAUGGCGCAAAAACCAGUAAAUUGACUAGCGCAAACAUUAGUAAAUAACGUUGUGUGAUUCAUUUAAAUACUCUCCUCCCAUAAAUUUUGCAUCUGAAAGGGAAACUCCUACAAAUGCAUAUGCAAUAAGGUCAGCCACAAAAACAACUCAGUCCGCGCCUUUUCAGUGCUAAUUUUGCACUGCGUGUCUUUAGUAAAUCCCGACGGUAGUUUUUUAAUGCCAAAGGAGGGUUUGCGCUGGCGCAAGCUGUUAGUAAAUCUGGCCCUAAACCUUCUUUUUGAACAUGUUAAUAUUAUAUAUAACAUUUUGACUGGAAUGUUGUAAUCGUCGCUUUCACAAUUAGUUAAUCGUUAUUGUAAUUUUAAAAAAGUAUAAAAUUUAUACAACAGUUCAAUAAAGAAUUUAAUAUUGAGUACCUUACAUAUUAGACACAAUAGUACCAGUUAAUUAGUCUAUUUUUGCUCAGUCAACAGAAAUAGUUCCAAACGAAUCCACAGAAUUGUGAAUUGUUGUCUCCAAGUAACAUUGCCAUUUCUGAAUAAAUCAGUGAUUAUUAUUGACGAAUCUGUUGAAAGAAUGAUUCAAUGACUCAUUCAUAAAGCAAAUCACUGGUUAUAUCCGAAUAUAUACAUACUUCCCUAGUUAGUAGGCGAAAAACAGUAUGUGAGAAGUGACGCUGACAAACCGCAUGACAAUGACAACAUAUAUGUAAUUUCAUUCAUACUACACACAUUCAUGCGAUAUAGAACAAAUAAACUUUUUUAACAGUCACAAAGUAAUUACUUAUUCAAAAAAGUACCUACUCAGAGAAUAGGCAAUUUCGGGAGCAGCCACAGGUUUUGUUCCUGAGUGAAUCAGUUCUUUUGGACAAAUUGGUUGAAUAAAUGAUUCAGUGAUUUAAUAAUAAAGACAAUCACUUGUUGCCACUUAUUGGCAUAACAAUGUGCCCUGCAGAAAAAAGUCACCAAAAAAAUACCCACCACUAAAAUGUAUAGACUGACAGUCUUUGAAACGGCAGUGCUGUUCGAGUACUUGCUGCUGUGUGCUUGGCUUUUGUGCCAACUCAGUUCUUCACAAACCAUCCUUUUCUACUCAAAGCAGAAUGUGUAUCAGCCUCUGAGUCUAUGUAUGUUUCCAUAUGUGGCAUCCCUCUUUUACUAGCCUUUCCUUUGAGAGUGUGUGUGCUAGUGUGUGUGUGUGAGUGUGUGUCUGGGUGAGCCAGUUGAGCACACAGCUGGCUUUAAUAUACCUUUAUAUGAUCUCCUGUCUUAGGACAUAAACGCAGAGAUCCUAUUCUAUAGUACAUGUGAAUACAGGUUGCACUCAUGGGACUUCUUUUGAUGAAAAUACAACAAACACCAUCAGGCUACUUAUUGAUAUACAGCAGACAUCUCUUAACCCUCUAAUUUCUCCUCUUUAGUGGAGAACACCUGUAUUUAACAGAACGGCCGUGGAUAAAAGUGCUUUUUAACCCCCA
Ctenopharyngodon idella (grass carp) is the source of this 3531-nucleotide messenger RNA. It is a transcript of the gene kazald3, whose product is annotated as Kazal-type serine peptidase inhibitor domain 3. NCBI's taxonomy places the organism in Eukaryota, Metazoa, Chordata, Actinopteri, Cypriniformes, Xenocyprididae. Gene Ontology annotation, biological process: regulation of cell growth; regulation of signal transduction. Bases 266 to 1162 code for a protein of 298 amino acids. Gene Ontology annotation, cellular component: extracellular region. The transcript is spliced from 4 exons. The record is from RefSeq and is a predicted model, not a curated record. Gene Ontology annotation, molecular function: insulin-like growth factor binding.